Messenger RNA from Chrysemys picta bellii (western painted turtle), 2973 nucleotides. RefSeq names its product peroxisomal biogenesis factor 11 alpha (gene PEX11A). The record is from RefSeq and is a predicted model, not a curated record. Gene Ontology annotation, cellular component: peroxisomal membrane. Gene Ontology annotation, biological process: peroxisome fission. Lineage: Eukaryota; Metazoa; Chordata; Testudines; Emydidae.
GCCUGUCUGUGUGACCCGGGCGGCGUCCCGAGCCCGAGCACGGCAGGAGAUUGAGGGGGUCUCCCCCUCCCCCCCGCGGCAGCAUGGAGGCGUUUGUGAACUUCACCAACCAGACCCAGGGCCGGGACCGGCUCUUCCGAGCCAUUCAACACACAUGCAUGUUGCUUAGCUAUUUAUUAGAGCGUAAGGCUGACAAAGAGAUGAUGAUAAUGAAGCUCAAGAAGUUGGAAUCUAGCAUGCGCUCUGGCCGUAAAUUGUUCAGACUGGGCAACAUGGUGCAUGCCAUGGUAGCAGCCAGGCGAACUACCCAGCUACCAGACCUGGUGCCCCGUCUCUGCCUGACAGCCUCCAACCUCAACCGUGUUCUGUAUUUCAUCUGUGACACAGUCCUGUGGGUGAAGAGUGUUGGACUCAUCCCUGACAUUGACAAGCAGACGUGGCGGAACUGGGCUACCAAAUGCUAUUACUAUUCACUGCUGAUGAAUUUGACCAGGGAUUUGUAUGAGAUCUCCUGGCGGAUGGAACAGGAGGCUCAAAGGGAGAAGGCAAGGAAGGAGAACUCUUCUCAUUGUGAUGAACAAGAUCAGGAUCUGUUCAGUUUCCAUGCAGGUGGGUUGCAGCCUUUUCUCCUCCUGCUGUACCACACCCUGAGGAAACACCCUCCCUUGUUGCUAGACACAGUGAAGAACCUUUGCGAUCUCUCUAGUCCUUUUGACCAGCUGGGAAUCUACAAAACCAACCCAGGAGUUAUUGGGCUCUGUGGCCUCCUCUCGUCCCUGGUGGGGAUCCUCACAGUGGCAAGGCCACAUAUGAAGCUGAAGUACUGAUCUGAGAGCAUCACAUACGGUGAACUGGCAGGUUUGCUUCCCUGACAGUUUCCAUUCCCAGGAUGGUAUUUUAAAAAUGAACACAUUUGACAAUCACUCUUCAUAUGUGGUUUGUUCUCUGGAGGAGUCAGCUUUACUUCCUCCUCCUCCUCCUCCUUCCUGAUAUCCUCUCAGGCGAGGAGCUGCUGUGUGCUGUGACAUACUACAUGAUGGAGAAGAACGGUGAAGAGGCUGAGCAAGGACUGAGCAAAACAUCCCUGAAGAAUAUUGUGAAACAUGGAAAUCAAGACUUUACAAAUUGCUGCUAGUUAAGGACAUGUUGCUGUCUCCUGUAUUUGAAUAUAGACAUGUGGAAUAGCUGCAUAGACAACUAAAAUUGUAUAAAAAGCCAUAAGUAGUGGUGCUGACACUGGAAAGGCAGAAUUCACCAAUGAGGGUUCAUACAAUCAUUUGUCUUUCUUGAAUACAUUCAAGCAUGUUGGUACCAGGAAGGCUUUGGGAACUGUAGUUCAAAUGGCCUGGAUCGUGAGUUCUGUGAGGGGAUGUAUGAUGCCAGGGGACUGGUAAUUGGUUAUACGGAGCUUUUCAUCUCUAGGCAGUGGUUCAAAUCCAGCCCAGGCUGGUAGUAACUGAAGAGUGCUACUGUUUGGUGAUAUAGUGGCCACCAUUGACUAUGUAUUGGUGGGACUAGAUCCAGUUCCUAGUGAAUAGAUGUCUAUAUCCCAGAAACCACCACCCCAUCUGCCCUCCUUGUUGACAAUACAAGGCCAAGGAUUGCUUGGGCCAUGGAAUCUGAAUUCCUCUCUAGAAGGGUCCUUCCAGGUCAUGGUUAGGUACACUGUCUUUUUCCAGUGUAUGGGGGUAGCUUACUGCAGUGCUGCUCACGCUGGGGAUAAGCAAAGGAUUUCAGUCUCCAUGAUUGCUGAUCUGGCACCAUUCACCAGCACUAGUCUUCCGCCAAAUACACACACCAAACCCUGGCAAUCCCAGGAGGGUGAUAAUUUCUGUACUCUCUGAAGCAACUUUUGCACUGAUAUUGCUUUAGUUUUGCUGAAAGUUUUCAAAUAUCAGUUUUAAAUCCUCCUGCUAUUGAGAGAAACCUGCCCCAAGGCUCCUGGUGAGUGAGCUGGAAUGGGUGUUGUCAGAAAAGGGAACUUACACUCUUGGACUGGGAUGAGCUUGCUGAUGCCAAAUUCCUUUGAUAAGCGCUUGCAAGAAGAGAAUCCUUUUAUCUGACCCUCUCUAGAGUCCUCCCCAUCAUGGCCACCUGCUUGGAUAAGGACAUGUGGUUUUCUCAUAUGUCACCUCUCUGUUUGGGUGGGUUCUACCACUCUAAUGUCCCUUUCGUUCUCCCAGCCAUCUAGGUAGAAUGUUGCUUUGAAUUAUUACACAGGUUAUGGGAGAAAAUACUGUCUACUUUUCUAAUGUGUAUGAUUUGUGUUGUUUGACAUCCUUUUGGGUGAGGGGGACUGACUUUACAGACAUGCCACCUUUCUACAGGAGCUGAGCCACAGAUGCUAAUGAAUCUACUUGUGAUGCAAGAGCCAAAACGAUCCCUUCUCUGGAUAUGAGCCUGAUCUGUGAUCUCUGCUCACCACCAAUGCAGAGACUUCACCCCGCCCCACAGCUGGGAGGGCAGGGUGGUGAGUUUACAAACUUUCCCAGUAGUUUUCUGGUACAGAGGGACCGUGGAAGGGCCAGCCUAGUCACACUGACUCCAGGAGAGACAGCCUAAGAGUGAAAAAAGUCUCCUGUGCGGAGAAGGGGGAUAAGUGAGGAAAGGUUUUCAGGCUGGCUGGCCUCUUCAAAGCUUUCCCCCACCAGGGGCUGACCUGUAACACCACCACCUGGGUCUGACAAGGAUGCUUAGGCUUCCAGGCUCACUGCUAUGGGAUUCCAACAGGCCUGUCUUAGUCCUUUGCUUAGGCAGGUCACUGGAUUUUAGAAGCUAAUACUUGCGAUUCCCCCUGGGAGCUGGAAGCUAUGGGUUUAAUUUAUUUAAUUUAGCUUAAUCUAACUAAAGCUGGAGAAUCAACCAAAAGGAGAGAAUUCUUUAGGUCAACCUCCUCAGGCUCCUGGAAUAAGGGCUGCUGCUGUUGUACAUUGUCUAGGGAAACACAACUAAUAAACUGAAGCUGAGUUUGAA